Malurus melanocephalus (red-backed fairy wren) is the source of this 1466-nucleotide messenger RNA. RefSeq names its product KASH domain containing 5 (gene KASH5). Bases 10 to 1401 code for a protein of 463 amino acids. Gene Ontology annotation, biological process: homologous chromosome pairing at meiosis; spindle assembly; spindle localization. Gene Ontology annotation, cellular component: lateral element; meiotic nuclear membrane microtubule tethering complex; meiotic spindle pole. NCBI's taxonomy places the organism in Eukaryota, Metazoa, Chordata, Aves, Passeriformes, Maluridae. The record is from RefSeq and is a predicted model, not a curated record. The transcript has 13 exons. Gene Ontology annotation, molecular function: protein binding; dynein complex binding.
CUGAACACCAUGGCUGCGGAGGGGCCCUGUGCCCCGGGUGCCGUCAUCCCCCUGCCAGCCCCUGCCGAGAGCAGCUGCUCGGACGAGUUUGCCCUCGACUGCACCUUCGCUGCCUGCGACCCAGAGCGCACAGGCACGGUGCAGCCGCAGCGAGUGGUCGAGUAUGUGGCAGCGAUGACGGGUCACAGUGGGCACGACAGGCGACUGCAGGCACUGCAGCAGGCACUGGACUCUGCAGCCACAGGCACUGCGCUGGACUGGACCCAAUUCUGCGCCGCCAUGCGCAGCUGGAUUGCAGCAUGCCGGCAGGACAGGGCUGAGGAACAGGAUGUGGCGACUGGUGACACUGGAUCRGCGCCAGUGGAAGACAACGGACAGGCAGCCCAAGCGGCCACACAGCUCCAAGGUGACAACAUGGACGUCACCACCCCCAGUGCCGAGACUGCAGAGCUGCGGAGCCGUGCCCGGCAGCUGGCRGCCCAGAAUACCAAACUGCAGCGGGAUGCCGAGCUGGCCGAAGAGCUCAAUGCCCACCUGGCCGAGGAGACUGCGCAGCUCCAGGCGCAGCUGCGAAGCAGCAGCCGGCAGGCAUUGGAGCAGGCCAGGGUGGCUGCCGAGGAGCUGGAGGAUGUGAAGGCUGUGGUGAAGCGUCUGGAGGAGGAGAACACUGAGCUCCGGCGGCAGGCACGGCACACGGAGAAGGAGCAGCGCARCCUAUGUUCACGGGCCGAGGGUCUACAGGAGGAGAACCAGCGACUCCUUGCCGAGGGCCAGGGACUGCGGGAGCAGAUCCAGGCACAGGCAGCCCGGAUGGCCAGUCUGGAGGCCCAGCUCUGCCGUGGCACUGCCCUGCUCUCUGCCCGGGAUGCAGCCCUUGCCCAGGCAGGGCAGCGGGCACAGGAGCUGACAGCAGCACUGGAGGAGUAUGAGCGGGUGGUGCAGGAAUUGCGGCUGGAGACRACACGUCUGAGGCAGCAGCUGGGCCGGAUGCGGGACGCCUGGGCCAUGUACAGGGGGGACACGUGUGUGGGGACAUCAUCGGGAUACUCCGGAGUCCUCACCUUGCCACCCUCACCCUCUCCCUCCCACAGGCGCCCAUGGUGCCCACGCGGCCAACCGGACAUCCAGGCCACAGCGGCRGUGAGUCAGGGGACAGGGGACACGGAGGAGGAGGAGGAGGACAUAGGGACAGCGGUGUCCGGAGGCGGAGGCCCAGCGGGGAGCAGUGAGGAGAUGCCGAAGGAGGUGGCCGAUGCAGUGGCUCCACAGGCACCGUUGUCACCGUGGGCACCAUUGCCACCCUGGGCUCUGGCACUACUGGCACUGCUGGCCCUGCUCUACCUCCUGCCCCGCCAGUGGCCCCAGCCCCAGCUGCGCUACCGGAGCCCCCCACCCCUGUGAGCCCCCACAGUAAAGACCAGUUGGGCACUGCUGCGUCCACCCCAGUCUGUACCUGUUUCCCCAAA